Messenger RNA from Cyprinodon variegatus (sheepshead minnow), 2588 nucleotides. It is a transcript of the gene prg4b, whose product is annotated as proteoglycan 4-like. The transcript has 15 exons. The coding region runs from base 89 to 2539 and encodes 816 amino acids. Lineage: Eukaryota; Metazoa; Chordata; Actinopteri; Cyprinodontiformes; Cyprinodontidae. The record is from RefSeq and is a predicted model, not a curated record.
GCUGCCUCUCUUUCUCCCUGUCAGCUCUUUAAAAGGAGUCAGAGCCACAGAUUCUACAGAGAGCAGCUCAGGAAAGAUUUCCUUCAUAAUGUCUUCCAAAAUACUUUGCCUUGUGACUUUGCUGGCUUAUACUCUAAAAUUGACCUUCACUCAGGAGAGCUGCAGAGGACGAUGUGGUGCUGAGUACUACAGGGGCCACAUGUGCCAGUGUGACUACAGCUGCCUGUCCUAUGGAGAAUGCUGCAGCGACUAUGAAUCCCAGUGCACCUCAAAACACUCCUGCAAGGGCCGUUGUGGAGAAAACUUCAAGAGAGGUCGGCGGUGCACCUGCGACUCUGAUUGCUUCAAGUUUGGCCAGUGUUGUCCAGAUUAUAAGGCCCACUGCGAAGCGGAUGAAAAGAGGGGAGCAGCAACAGGACCAAUGAAGAGUAAUUCAUGUGAUAAUGUACACAAUAACAAUCCCAAAGAAUCAACUCUGACGGACGACCCUUCAUUGGGCGAAGGAAACAAUGCAGAUGACAACUCAUUUACUCCAGACAGUUCAGCAACACCGUACCCACUGAAUGAUCUAAGUGAUGAUAUUUUUGGUGAGAUCUUUCCGCUUGAUGACCCUUCCACUAAUGGAGAUGGAGAUCCGGAAGCGUCUCCAGGCCCAGAGAUCAUCAGUGGUGAUGGAUCAAAUCCGGCUGAACCUCUGGAUAAAAUCCCAACAGAAGCAACUCUGGUUACAGGCGAUCCGGCGUUCAGUACGGAGACACCUGAGGUGUCUCCUGCAGAUCUCAUUUUUACUCCAGCAACUCCAAGCAAAGACCUCGAAGAUCCUAACGGAGACCCAGAUGGACCAACAAUUGCUCCUGACCCAACGGCUGCAGCUGACGAUGACAUCCUUCAGCCGUUCUCCCCCUCAUCAUCUACAGUCUCUAUAGACACAGAGGAGGAGAUUUUAUCUUCGGAAACACCUGAAGUCUUAUCCACCGACAUGCAGGACUUGAUAGCAGAACCAGAAAAAUCUCAGCUCGGUUCGACCCCUGCCUCUUCAAUCCUGGCUUCAGUGAUGCCCCAAGAGGAAAACACUUCCAACCCAAACAUAGAGAGUGACCCAGGAAGCAGCACCAGCUCCCCUGAUGUACUGCAAGGCAUUAAAGAUCCAGAAUCCACUCUAUCCCCAGAUGGAAAUGGGGUUUCCUCAUCCACAGAUGCAGACCCGCAUGAGAGUACUGACAGCGAUCAACCAGACGUACCGACGGCUGAUCCUCCCACUUCUGAACCCGACAUUACCACUCUGAACCCACAAACCCAGAGUACUGACAGCGAUCAACCAGAUGUACCGACGGCUGAUCCUCCCACUUCUGAACUCGACAUCAAACCUCUGAACCCACAAACCCAGAGUACUGACAGCAAUCAACCAGACGUACCGCUCACUGAUUCUCCCACUUCUGAACCCGACAUUACCACUCUGAACCCACAAACCCAGAGUACUGACAGCGAUCAACCAGACGUACCGACGGCUGAUCCUCCCACUUCUGAACCCGACAUUACCACUCUGAACCUACAAACCCAGAGUAUUGACAGCAAUCAACCAGACAUACUGACUCCUGAUCCCCCCACUUCUGAACCCGGCAUCAAACCUCUGAACCCACAAACCCAGAGCACUGACACCGAUCAACCAGACGUACCGGUCACUGAUUCUCCCACACCUGAACCCAACAUCACACCUGACCCGUCCAAAGUAUCGACCACCUCUAAACCAAACACCAAGCCUCUGAACCCACAAACCCAGAAACCAUACAACCCUAGAGACUACCAAGGAGAUGAGAACAGUGACUCUGAUCUGUGCAGCGGGAGGCCGGUUGGCGGGGUCACCACACUCAGGAAUGGAACAAUCGUGGUUUUCAGAGGUCAUUACUUCUGGUUUCUGGACAGAAACCGGGUGCCGAGCCCACCCAGAGGAAUCACAGAGGUUUGGGGUGUCCCCUCACCUAUUGACACCGUCUUCACUCGCUGCAACUGCCAGGGAAAAACCUACAUCUUUAAGGGAGGCAAAUAUUGGAGGUUUGAAAAUGACGCUCUAGAUUCUGGUUAUCCUAAAGCCAUUAAAGUGGGCUUUGAUGGGCUCCAGGGCCACAUCACGGCUGCCCUGUCCGUACCUCAGUACCUCAACAGAAAAGAGUCAGUCUUCUUCUUUAAGAGAGGGGGAACUGUUCAAAAGUAUUCAUACCAGUUUGGCACCAGCUCAGGAUGUCGAAGAACUUCCUCACUUCCUGUUUAUACCGUUCGUUCCAGAUUUGCCCGACAAGCAGUUUCUGUUUUAGAACCAGCCGUAAACAUCCGGAAAGCCUGGAGAGGAUUCCCCUCCACCAUUACAGCAGCCGUGUCCUUGCCAAGCAGCAGAGACCCAGAGGGAUACAGAUACGUCGUCUUCUCCAGAUCGACGGCCUUCAACGUGAGGAUGCAAGGCGAUCGCCCCGUCGUUGCCGCCCCGAGCCCCAACGUGUCCCCGAGAACCAACAACUUCUUCAAAUGCCCGAGGAAAUUAUAAAGGAAAAAAUACGAAGAGGCAGCUUUUUUUCUUCACUUUUAUUCUCUGC